UUUUGCAGGCUCCCGCGCGGCUCGGUAAAAUGGCUGUAUGUAGCGGAGCCUCGUGUUGGUUGGGUUAGCUCCCUGCCUCUGCCCGGGCUCAGUAACACAACUCCCACAACAAUUUCUGUCGCUUCUUUACGCAUUGUAUGGCGCCUCCAUCAUCUUUCUAACCCAUUUACGGAGCCGGAACCGGUGGGAUGGCAGCCGGAUUCGGUCCGGAAUAAGGGGUGGGGAAUGAAUCGACACAAGGAUUAAUGGUUCUAAAGAAUUAUUUAUAUUCAAUGCUAGUUUUUGAUUGUGACUGACUCGCCGAGAGAGGGAGAGAGAGGUGGGGGGGUAUAUCAUGGCCGCUCAGGUCGCCAGCGCCGCCACUCUUAACACUAGCCCGCCUUCCGAACUCAAAAAGCCGGAUCGAGACCCUAAGGAAGAGCCUGUCCCCGGAGAGAAGCAGUCGGAUAAAAAGCAGCCGGGGCUGGACAGCGGAUCGCCGGGCCGGGUGGAUCUGCAGGACGGGGCCGACGGUGGAAAUGCAGGGGGAGGAGGGGAACCUGAGAUGAAGAACGGGAAUGGGAACCCGCCCAGGGCUAACAAUAAUACCCAGAAUGACUCUGUCGGACCGGAGGGAAAUAACCACCCGGGUUUGGUUCAUCACCACGGCCCCGCUUUUCCUCCACCUUCGUACGGAUACGGUCAGCCCUACGGUCGGGCCCCUUUUCAUCAACAUGGCGGACAACAAAGCCCUGGCAUGGCAGCUGCUGCGGGUCCGGUUGUGCAGUCGAGCAACAUGAUGGAUCCGUAUCAACCGAAUUCACACGAGCAUGGCUUUUCAAACCACCAGUUCAACAACUACAACCCGUUCCCGAACAGGACUCCCUACCCCGGCCAGGCGUACGCCAUGAACUCCCCUCGCAGUGCUCAGGCGCCGACAGCUGGGGGGCAGCCAGCUAAGCAGCAGCCGCCGCCAGGAGGACCGUCGGCGAUGGCUGGAUCUUACAGUAACCAGAGAUAUAACAUUGGAAAUCCUCAACCAACGUCCACACCGACCCUCAACAAGCUUCUAACGUCUCCCAGCUCAACGCGGGGUUAUCCAAACUACCCGUCAAGCGAUUACAGUAGCCAAGAGGGAGCUAGUAAGGGACCAGCAGAUAUGGGAAGUAGCGGUCAGUACGGAGGGAGCAAUCCGGGUUGGCAACAAAGAAGCCAUCACCCGUCGCCCAUGAGCCCCGGGAGUGCUGGGCAGCCGCUAGCUAGAAACCAGCCACCUGGUCCCAUGGAUCCAAUGGCAAAAAUGAGAGGUCAGCCAUAUGGGGCAGGUAGUCCAUACAGUCAACAGUCUCAGCAGGGGCCUCCUACUGGUCCUCAACCGGGGCCAGGGUACCCUGGCCAGGGUUAUGGCCCUCCGGGUCCCCAGCGAUACCCAGUUGGAAUGCCAGGACGUACCCCAGGAGGCAUGGGUGCCAUGCCUUAUGGGCCACAGAUGGGCUCUUAUGGGCAGCAGGGACCAGGAGGUUAUGGCUCACAGGGCCAGACACCGUAUUACAACCAACCAGGCCAAACUCCUCACCCAAGUCAGCAGCAAACUCCUUAUUCCCAGCCCACACCCGGACAACCCAGCGGGCAGUCACCUUAUCCGGGACAGCCUCACCCUCCAAGUUCUGCUCCACACACCCAGGGAGGGCCGCCCUAUCAGCAGCCUCACAUGCCCCCGCAGUCCCAGGGGCCACUGCCCGGCCCAUCACAAGGGCCCCCACAGUCUCAGCCACCUUAUUCUCAAGCGCCAGCCUCCCAGUCUGGCCAGUCUCCCUACGCCCAGCAGCAGGGACCUCCCAAUCAGACCUCGCAGCAGCCAAGUUCCCAGACCACCCCCGGAUCACAAGGCCAAUCGCCCUACCCCGGACCCACGCAGGGCCCGCAGCAACCGCCGGCGCAGCAGCAGGCCCAGUCUCAUCCCCAGCAGCCACAGGGGCACGGCCCACACCCGCAGGGGCAGCCAGGAGCAUACCAGCAGAAUGCUCAGCAGCAGCAAGCACAGCAGUCACCUUAUCAGCGCUUUCCUCCCCCCCAGCAGCAGCCUGUGGCUUCUUGUUUUUAAGGAUGUUUCCCAGGACUCCUUUCAGUCCAGCGCGCCUCCAUCCACCCAAACUAAAUCUGGCCAAGAGGACAGUCAAGGCCGCCCCUCUAGCCUUCCGGAUCUAUCGGGGUCUAUCGACGACCUGCCUACAGGUACAGAGGGGGCCCUGAGUCCUGGCGUGAGUACGUCGGGUGUGUCCAGCAGCCAAGGCGAGCAGAGUAACCCAGCUCAGUCGCCCUUUUCUCCACAUACGUCUCCCCAUCUGCCUGGCAUUCGAGGGCCCUCGCCCUCUCCAGCCGGCUCCCCCGCCAGCGCCAGCACACCCCGUACUGGGCCACUGUCCCCCGCAAACAUGCCAGGAACCCAGAUGCCUCCCAGGCCAUCCAGUGUGCAGUCAGAUGGGAGCCUGCAUCCUGCAAUGAGCCAGUCACCUAUGGCCCAGGACAGAGGGUUCAUGCAGAGAAACCCUCAGAUGCCUCCCUAUGGCUCCCCUCAGUCAGCCUCAGCUCUGUCACCUCGCCAGUCCUCUGGGGGACAGAUGCAUCCUGGGAUGGCCCCGUACCAGCAGAACAAUUCCAUGGGAGGCUAUGGGCAGCAGGGAGGACAAUACGGGCCUCAAGGUUAUCCCCGACAACCUGGCUAUGGCAACAUGUCCAACACGAACUACCCUGGGUCGGGAAUGGGCUCCAUGAACCCCAUGGCUGGACAGGGUGGAGGGCCGCCAUAUGCUGGCAUACCUCCAGGAAGAAUGCCGCCUAACCAGAUGGGGACUCGUCCCUAUGGCCCUAGCAUGGCUCCCAACAUGGGCCCCAGCAUGGGUCCAAACAUGCCCCCUAACAUGGGCAACAUGCCACCCCAGGUAGGCUCAGGAAUGUGUCCCCCUCCGGGAAUGAACAGAAAGCCACAGGAUCCAACAGCCAUGCACCACCCCACCUCCAAUUCCAUGCACAACAGAAUGCCUGGUUAUCCUAACAUGUCUCAAAGCAUGAUGGGUUCGGGUCCACCGUAUGGCCCACCGAUGAAUAACAUGCCUGGAAUGAUGAAUACUCCGGGUGGAUCACCUUAUCCCAUGGGGCCAAACAUGGCCAAUAACUCAAGUGGUAUGGCUCCCAGUCCAGAGAUGAAUAAUAAGAUGAACAAUAAAGUAGAUGGAAGUGGAACACCCAAACCAGAGUCCAAAUCUAAGAAGUCCAACUCUUCCACGACAACCAGUGAAAACAUCACACGCUUGUAUGAGCUUGGACCAGAGCCGGAGAGGAAGAUAUGGGUGGACCGGUACUUGGCUUUCAUUGAAGAGAAAGCGAUGGGUAUGACCAACCUGCCGGCUGUAGGACGCAAACCCCUUGACCUCUUCCGGCUCUAUAUGUCGGUUAAAGAGAUUGGAGGAAUGACGCAGGUAAACAAGAGUAAGAAAUGGCGGGAUCUUGCCACUGCCUUAAACGUGGGUACAUCCAGCAGUGCAGCCAGCUCUCUGAAAAAGCAGUACAUCCAGUGUUUGUACGCCUUUGAGUGCAAAAUCGAGCGCGGUGAAGACCCUCCUCCUGAGAUCUUUUCUGACAACAAAAAGAACCAAGCUGCUAAGGUCCAGCCUCCAUCUCCAGCGUCCCUCUGCUCCACAGCUGGGUCAGGCUCUCUGCAGGGCCCUCAGACACCCCAGUCCACUAGCAGCUCCAUGGCUGAGGGGGGAGACCUAAAACCUCCCACACCAGCCUCUACUCCUCACACCCAGAUGCCCCCUAUGCCACCCGGGUCAAGGAGCAGCGUUAACCUGCAAGACCCCUUCUCUGAUGGUAGUGACCCGACUUUCCCCAGGAAGAACAUGACUCCCAACUCCACCUAUCAGCCCGGCAUGAACACACAAGACAUGCAAGGUAGAAUGGGACCCUAUGAGCCCAACAAGGACCCCUUUGGUAACAUGCGGAAAGUCGGGGAGCAGUUCCUGCCUGCUAACCAGGGCCCCAACAGCGUAGUGGGUGACCAGCAGCAGCAGCAGCCACCACAACAGCCCCCAUUCAAUAGGGGACCGCCUGGGGCCAUGGGCACCAUGCCAAUGGGGCCCCGACAGCAGUAUCCUUAUGGACCAGGCUAUGACAGGAGGGCUGAGCAAGGACUGGGUCCAGAGGGAAACAUGGGAUCCGCUGCUCCCCAGCCAAACCCUAUGAUGCCUGCCAAUGCCGACACGGGGAUGUAUUCGCCAAAUCGCUUCCCACCACAGCAGCCACGGCAUGAUUCCUAUGGUAAUCAGUAUCCUGGACAGGGAACGCCCCCUACUGGUUCUUACCCAAAUCAGCAGCCUGGAAUGUACCCACAGCCGGGUUAUAAGCGUCCCGUAGAAGGAGGUUACCCGCCAUCUAAACGUCAUGAGGCAGAGUACACCGGCUCUUUUCCUGUUGGCCAGCAAACACCGCAGCAGCAACAGCCAGGAGGCACCCCUGCACCGUCCUCAGGGCAGCAGGAGUCCUACAAUCAGUACGGGGGCAGCGGGCCUUACCCCGGGCCUGACCGCCGCCCGCCGGGCCCCGGCAAUCAGUUCCCAUUUGGCUUUGGACGGGAGCGGAUGCAGGGAGCCACAGGGCCCAACCCCCAGCCCAACAUGCCUCCUCAGAUGAUGCAGUCGGGUCCUGACGGUCCACAGGGAGGCAUGUGGCAGGGACCUCGAGAUAUCAACUAUCAGAACUACCCUAACCGACAGGGUGGCCCUGGGGGCCCGCCACAGGGGCCUGGCUAUCCCGGCAUGAACCGAUCGGAGGAUAUGAUGUCAUCAGAACAGCGUAUGAAUCACGACGGUCAGUGGGGGGGGCAGAUGGGCCCUCGGCAGCCUCCCUAUGGUCCAGCUGGGCCUGGCCAACCCAUGCCUCGUUCAGUGCAGUCCAACUAUCAGCCCCCUCAGGGAGUGCAGAACCACAUUCCACAAGUGUCCAGCCCAGCUUCCAUGCCCCGGCCCAUGGAGAGCCGGACAUCUCCCAGCAAGUCCCCCUAUAUGCACGGAGUAAUGAAGAUGCAGAAGGCUGGCCCGCCAGUGCCUGCGUCCCAUAUUGUGCCCCCUCCGGUGCAGUCGCCUCUAAUAAGGCGAGACAUGCCUUUUCCCCCGGGCUCAGUGGAAGCAUCACAUCCUGUGCUGAAACCAAGACGGAGACUCACCAUGAAAGAUAUCGGAACCCCAGAAGCCUGGAGAGUCAUGAUGUCGUUAAAAUCUGGUUUAUUGGCUGAAAGUACAUGGGCUUUAGAUACCAUCAAUAUUCUCCUGUAUGAUGACAACAGUAUUUCUACCUUUGAUCUCAACACGUUGCCUGGCUUUCUGGAGCUGGUGGUUGAGUAUUUCAGACGAUGCCUAAUUGACAUCUUUGGCAUUCUGCGGGAGUACGAAGUUGGGGACCCUGGCCAGAGGACGCUGCUUGAUCCUGAUGCUUUGAAAAGAGAUUCGGACAACGUGGAAGAGGAGGAACGUCGGGUUGAGGAUAUGGAGCAAGACGAAGAGGAGGAUGGUGAGGAGGAGCGAGUAACAGAGGGGCCAGCUCGCGUGAAAGAGGAGGAAGAGCAAGAGCAGUGCUCUCGAGGUCAAGACGAGAAGGCCGACGAGGAGAGGAAAACCAAGAGUUCUUUGUUUGAGCAGACUGGCUCGUCGCAGUCCCUACCUGCCCAUGAGAGACCCAAACAGGCCAGCAAGUUCGACAAGUUUCCUCUGAGGGUGGUACGAAAGAAGGACCCGUUUGUCGCUGCCCAGACAAAUAACCACAGCAAAGUGCAGGAGUUUGACAGUGGCUUGCUUCACUGGAGUGCUGGAGGAGGCGACUCAACAGAGCACAUCCUGACCCACUUUGAGCCAUGCAAGGACUUUUUGGAACCACGAGAGCGAAUACCCGUGCCCCAAGUUUUACUGAAGCGCCGAGUCCUUGAAGAAGACAUACGGGAACAUUUUUUGCCCACUGAGGAGGAAAAGCAGAAAAAUCAAGACGAGGAAGAAAGCCAGAAACAGGCAUCCUUGACGGAGAAAUCAGCCGCCUCAGAGAAGGCAGACUCUGCCGUCAGCAGUGAGGACGAGAGGAAGAUGGACGCUGCCGCUAAGGUGGUUGAGAAAGCUUCUAAAAGUCACCAGGAAAAUAAUGGACCCAUUCUUCCCCUGGGAAGUAUUUUGACCCAAAAGGCACAGCAGAUGGGCACCGUCCUCGAGGAUGAGCCUCACAGUAAAGACGAAGGGCCCCUCAUUGCACUCGCCGACUGGCAGGAUUCAUUAGCGCGCCGCUGCGUCUGCGUCUCCAACGUCGUCCGCAGCCUCUCCUUUGUACCGGGCAAUGACCACGAGAUGUCCAAACAUCCAGGGCUGCUGCUUUUACUCGGCCGUCUGAUCCUCCUGCACCACCGGCAUCCCGAGCGCAAACAGGCGCCACUCACCUACGAGAAAGACGAGGAUUCAGACGAGGGAAUGGGCCAAAGGGACGAGUGGUGGUGGGACUGCUUGGAGCUCCUGAGGGAGAACACGUUGGUCACCUUGGCAAACAUUUCAGGCCAACUGGACCUCUCCAUCUACCCUGAGAGUAUCUGCUUGCCCUUGCUGGACGGUCUUCUUCAUUGGGCUGUCUGCCCCUCAGCAGAGGCCCAGGACCCCUUCCCCACCCUUGGCCCCCAUAGUGCUUUGUCACCUCAGAGACUGGUUCUAGAAACGCUAAGCAAACUAAGCAUCCAAGAUAACAAUGUGGACCUCAUCUUGGCCACUCCGCCAUUCAGUCGGUUGGAGAAACUGUACGGGAACCUGGUGCGGUUGAUUGGAGACAGGAAGGUUGCCGUCUGCAGGGAGAUGGCCGUGGUCUUACUGGCCAACCUGGCCCAGGGCGACACCAUGGCGGCCCGGGCAGUCGCUGUCCAGAAGGGCAGCGUGGGCAAUUUGCUGGGUUUCUUGGAGGACAGUCUUGCUGCCACACAGCUUCAACAGAGCCAGGGCUCCCUGCUGCACCUACAGGGGAUGCACUUUGAGCCCACAAGCCCGGACAUGAUGCGGCGAGCCGCCCGGGCUCUGCACGCCUUAGCAAAGGUGGAGGAGAACCACUCAGAGUUCACACUACACGAGUCCCGACUCCUCGACCUUUCAGUGUCUCCCCUAAUGAACUCGCUGGUUUCUCAUGUUAUCUGUGACGUACUCUUUUUGAUCGGCCAGUCAUGACGGCUGUAGAGAGCUGUGACUCCACUUUUUCGGGGGGUUUUUAUCCACGAUCCGCUCCUCCCUGGUAAACCUGGCUUGUGUGUGUAUAAAGCAGGGCAAGGAAAGUUCAAGUGACUGUCUUUUAAUUUAUGAAAAAUCCUUCAGAUUACAUUGUCAGCCCUCCACAGGCCAGCGUUGCUUGAGGAGGGUCACUGCAGAGCUAUGGUGGAUUGCAAACCAGAGAGAUGCCGACAAAGUGACACUACUUGCAACGUGAACGCCAACUGGAUGACACAGAGCAGAGCACCACGGUCGGGAGACUGUUCUGCACUUGGGGUGGGAAAGUACUUUUUAAUAAAGAUAAAUAAAUGAAUAAAUAAAUAGCUGAAAAACAAAAACUGUAACCAAAGUUGCUGUCUCGUUUACAGUGAGUUUGGGAGACGCAGUGUGCCCUAGCUCUCCCCACGAGGGCACAGUGAGUCUGUAACUGGUUGAUGUUCAGAGGUGAAUCAGACUGACAAGUGACCUGCUGGUUAUAGUUGUUGUAGUUGGAUCCUCACCAGUCAGCCCGACAGUAGACAGCGCUGUCAAUAAACACCUUCACCGGGGAGGCCUGUGCAGUGUGCAGUAGAUUGUAGGACAUUUUCUGUACCGUACUGCUCUUGAGUGUAAGCAUUCUGUACCACACGUUUCACACAGAGGCUGAUGAUGCCACUCUAGAGGUAUGAGGUCAUUUUAGUUUGGUCCUGAACAGAAAAUGGCUUUCUUCCCCAAAGUAUCGAGAACCUACAACACCCUUACCUCCUCUUAUCCCUUGAUUGUAUGAAUACCCGUAUGAAAAGAAAUCACCUCUUAGGACUGGUUUUCAACUUCAAAUACAGCUUUGCUGUGGUGUAUAUAUAAUGUUGUACAUUAUACUUCCUUUCUUUGUGUCUGUCUCUGUCUGUGUCACUUUUCUCACACUUGUUAUUGGGGCGGGACGGAGGUCGACGUGAGUUUGGUCCGUGACCUCCAGUCCUCAACGAUUGCACCCACUCCCGGUUUCUCCACAGCUCCGUAGUAUGACAGACACGGCUCCAACUUGUUAUUUCCUGGUACAACAAGAAUAAACUAGAUGAAGUACACAUUUGACAAAUUUUCUCUGGUCAUGGAUUCUGCAUAUUUGUAUUUCAGACUAUGUAGCUAAGACAUCAUGUAAAUUCCUCCCUUUCCCUUUUUUUGGCUCAAGGAAUAUCAUUUAUUCAGUAUGAAAUCUUUAUACUAUAUGUUCCACGUGGUAAGAAUAAAUGUACAUCAAAUCUU
This is a messenger RNA of Menidia menidia (Atlantic silverside), 8501 nucleotides long. The record is from the annotation of a GenBank genome assembly. Lineage: Eukaryota; Metazoa; Chordata; Actinopteri; Atheriniformes; Atherinopsidae.